Messenger RNA from Anolis sagrei ordinatus, 1909 nucleotides. The record is from RefSeq and is a predicted model, not a curated record. NCBI's taxonomy places the organism in Eukaryota, Metazoa, Chordata, Lepidosauria, Squamata, Anolidae.
GUGGGCUGACAGGCGGCGGAGGGCGCGCACUCUACCAGGGACGCCCGGCUUCUCUGCACGGCUCCCUCGUUCCCCUUCGCCGGCCAUGGCAUCCAAGUGCCCCAAGUGCGACAAGACCGUCUACUUUGCUGAAAAAGUAACUUCUUUGGGGAAAGACUGGCACAAGUUUUGUCUGAAAUGUGAGCGUUGCAACAAGACCUUGAACCCUGGUGGACAUGCUGAGCAUGAUGGGACGCCCUACUGCCAUAAACCCUGUUAUGCAACGCUGUUUGGACCUAAAGGAGUGAACAUUGGAGGGGCAGGAUCUUACAUCUAUGAUAAGCCCCAGACUGAAGGACAGUUGGUGUCAGGCCCUAUUGAAUAUGUGUCCAAAGUGGAAGAGAAGAAAGUGAAUGCUGCCCCAAAGGGCCCCAGCAAAGCCUCCAGUAUUACAACUUUCACAGGGGAACCCAAUGUCUGCCCACGCUGCUCUAAGAAAGUCUAUUUCGCUGAGAAGGUGACUUCACUGGGCAAGGACUGGCACCGUCCCUGCCUACGUUGUGAACGCUGUGGGAAGACACUAACCCCUGGAGGCCAUGCUGAGCAUGAUGGCCAGCCUUACUGCCACAAACCAUGUUACGGGAUCCUGUUUGGACCAAAGGGAGUCAACACUGGUGCGGUUGGAAGUUACAUCUACGAUAAAGACACCGAGGCAAAAGAUCAACCUUGAGAGCUUUUUUCUGCCAGCUGCUCCAGCUGCUCAGCCCACUUGCACUGCAUUCUCUUGACUAACCUUCUUGUGUGUUUAGAUAUAGUGACGCCACAUGCUGGCUCGGCCCUCUAGGAGCAGUUGAUGAGGUAGCUGCACGUUUUGCUGUUUCCUCGCUGGAUAGGUUGGCAUUUGGUUCUUCCUCUGUUUUAUAAUUGCAACAAAAGCAGACCUAGCUGCUUCUCUCUCACUGCAUCCCCUGGCAAACCCAUCCCUUCAGCUUAGUGUGCUCUGAGCUGCCACGGGUUACACAACUCAAUCCCAUUACCCAGUGUUCCCAGGAAAGUACAUAUUCAGCAGUGGCUCUGGCUGCAUUUAUAUAUAUAAUCAGCUAUUGGAUAUUUAAUGGUUGGAUACCUGGAGAGAUUGUCCACAAGCUGAGUGCAAAAAUGUGUUGUGAUGAGCUAGAAGGGAGGGCAAGUCUGCAGAGGCCUUUGGUGUCCUGAUACCCAAGGACACCUAGCUGUGGCCUUACUGUUAGGCAGUAUUGCUAUACAGCCCUUAUACUUAGUCUCCCUAGCAGCAGGCUCUCUCCAGCAUGUUUGGCACAGCUAAAUGCUUUUGUUUGAAAAUCUGUAUUGGUGUGGAAUCUGUGAGAAAUUAUUAGCCCUGCUAAUAUUAUUCUAGGAAAAAGUUAUUACUGUAACUUGAGUGAGGAGGUAAGGGCUCCUUGUGUGAAACCUGUAGCUUUCCAAUACCUAUUAAUGCAAGAUCUGUGGAUGUGGCUCCCUAGUGUCUGUAUAGGAAACCUUGGCCUUUCUUGUCACAAUUAAGUAGCCUGAAUCCUAAAAGGGGAGUGGUAGAGACGUGUUGGUAAAUGUGUGUGUUGUGUGUAUACAUGUGGUUAUUGGAGAGUAAGUAGCUCUGUCUGCCUACAAAUGGACUAGUUUCAGGGUUUGUUUCCCUGUGUGUUUCACAUGUAUUUAUAACCAGAUAGUCAAUUGCUUUUUCCUUUGGGGAAUGCCGUGCCCUUCCAGUCACCCUGGAAUAUUUACAUGGGAGCAAGAGGCACAGUUAGUAAUUACUGGGGGUCUGGAGUGGAGACAAUGUUAAUGAAACAACUUUCCAAAAGCUUGCACUAUCCAAAUUACAAACCAGCUUCUACAACCAAGAAUGCCUCUUCCAACUUACUGUUUUCAGUUAAUAAAAGUAUUUCAUAAA